GAAUAUUCGAGCACUAUUUACCAAUCAAAGAAUGUAUAUUAAAGCUGGAGAAUAAUGCUGCUUCAUCAGAAACAGCGCGGAAAAACAUAUUGAAACUGUUUUUUUUUUUGUUAUAAAUAUUUGGUUUUUAAGUGUAGAUUUUUAUAAUAAUUAAGUUAUGUAUCAGUUACGAUUCAUCAAGGAUUUACUAGGAAAAAAUAACAUAACCUCACAACGAUGCCGAGACAUAUCGAACGUUAGAUCUGAAUUGAGGAGAAUAGACAAGAUCCUUAUAGCGAAUCGAGGCGAGAUAGCAUGUCGCAUAUCAAGGACAGCAAAAAAACUUGGUAUAAAAACUGUAGGGGUAUUUAGUGAAGCAGACAGAGACUCUAUGCAUGUAAAUUCCACCGAUGAAGCCUAUUGUAUAGGUCCUGCUCCUUCUAGUCAGAGUUACUUAAGACAAGAUAAAAUAAUUUCGAUUGCAAGAAAAUCGAAAUGUCAAGCUAUUCAUCCUGGUUACGGAUUUUUAUCAGAAAACGUAGAAUUUGCAGAGCUCUGCCAAAAAUCAAAUAUUAUUUUCAUUGGUCCGCCGGCUAGAGCAAUCAGAGACAUGGGAAUAAAAAGCACAUCGAAAGCCAUCAUGUCAGCUGCCGGUGUUCCUAUUAUUGAAGGAUAUCAUGGGGAAGAUCAGUCCAACGAAACACUUUUUACCGAAGCUAAAAGAAUAGGAUUUCCUUUGAUGAUUAAAGCAGUCCGAGGAGGAGGAGGAAAAGGAAUGCGAAUUGCUUUGAAAGAAUCGGAUUUUCUUCAAGCUUUAGAAUCUGCCAGAACUGAAUCUCAGAAAGCAUUUGGAGAUUCCGCGGUUCUUUUAGAAAAAUACGUAGCCGAACCGAGACACGUGGAGGUUCAAAUUUUUGCUGAUCAGCACGGAAAUGCUGUUCAUUUAUUUGAAAGAGAUUGUUCUGUUCAGCGGCGUCACCAAAAAAUUAUCGAAGAGGCACCAGCGCCAGGCAUUUCGGAAGAGAUUCGUAGGGAACUUGGAGCAGCAGCCGUCCGGGCAGCAAAAGCUGUAGGAUACGUUGGAGCCGGUACGGUGGAAUUUAUCAUGGAUCGCCACACACAUAGCUUUCAUUUUAUGGAAAUGAACACGCGUCUACAGGUGGAACAUCCGAUUACGGAGGCAAUUACCGGAACUGACCUCGUCGAAUGGCAACUAAAGGUGGCAGCUGGAGAAAAACUUCCUCUGCGACAAGAAGAUAUCCAAUUGCAAGGUCACGCUUUCGAGGCUAGAAUUUACGCCGAGGAUCCAAGAGGCGAUUUCUUACCAGGUGCUGGCCGUCUUUUGUACUUGGUCACUCCAUCUGUCUCUGACAAUAUUCGAGUUGAAACUGGAGUUAGAGAAAACGAUGAGGUUUCAGUUCACUAUGAUCCGAUGAUUGCAAAGUUGGUGGUUUGGGGUCAAGAUAGAAGCUCUGCUCUCAGGAUACUUCGUUCGAAACUUUCAGAGUAUAAUAUUGCAGGGUUAGAGACUAAUGUAGAAUUUUUGAAAGACUUGAGCACUCAUCCUAAGUUUCAAAAUGGGAAUGUCCAUACAGGAUUCAUUGAAGAAAAUUACGAUUCAUUGUUUCCGACUUUGCAAGUUCCAAGUGAAGUUUUAGCGCAAGGGACUCUUGGAAUUAUUUUGAGUGAAGAGUUGGAGGCGAUGAAGAAAGCAAUGGAUUCGGAAGAUCCUUUGAGUCCUUUUGCGACAGAAACUGGACUUAGGUUAAAUCACGCUUUGGUGAGAAGGUUCCAAUUCAUUGUUGGAAACAAAGAAUUGGAAGUGGAUGUGGAAUAUAGCGAGCCGGAAGUUUAUUUGAUGAGAGUGAAUGAUUCGGGACCUUGGAGAAAAGUAACUGGUAGUUUGAAGAAAACGCAAAAGACUCUAGAAUUGAAGACAGAAAUCGAUGGUGUCGUCGGAAGCGUGAGGAUAGCUAGAGUUGGAAAUGAAAUUGUUCUUUUCGGAAAGGAUCGUUCGUGGAAAUUAAAAAUACCAGAACCGAAAUAUGUUUCACAUCUUAGUAACAAAUCAAAAGUGAAAUUAGGAGCUGCUGUGAGUCCGAUUCCGGGAGUUGUUGAUAAAAUCCUAAUCAAGAAUGGUGAUGUUGUAAAGGCAGGCGAUCCUCUUCUUAUUAUUGUUGCUAUGAAGAUGGAAUACAUCAUCAAAGCUUCUUCAGGAGGAAAAGUCGAGAAUAUUUUGUGCAAAGCUGGUGAUAACGUAGCCAAAGAUAAGCUUCUCGUUAAAAUGGAAGAAAAAACUGCAUAAUGUAACAUCCAGAGCCAAAGUGAAUUUUUGAAAUUAUGAAAUUUAAAAAAAAAAAUAAUGAGAAUAAUUAUUAGUAGAACUUCCAUAAUUUUUGUGGAAUUAAAAUACUAUUUUUUAAUUGCAUAUUACUAAUAUCUUAUACACGUUGUAAAUAUUGUAUAGAAAAAUUUUUUAUUACGAAUUAUGAAGGUGUGUAAUUGUGGUCAAAGUUGG
This is a messenger RNA of Belonocnema kinseyi, 2497 nucleotides long. It is a transcript of the gene Mccc1, whose product is annotated as methylcrotonoyl-CoA carboxylase subunit alpha, mitochondrial. Lineage: Eukaryota; Metazoa; Arthropoda; Insecta; Hymenoptera; Cynipidae. Bases 158 to 2284 code for a protein of 708 amino acids. Gene Ontology annotation, cellular component: mitochondrion. The record is from RefSeq and is a predicted model, not a curated record. Gene Ontology annotation, molecular function: ATP binding; metal ion binding; methylcrotonoyl-CoA carboxylase activity. The transcript is spliced from 9 exons.